This is a messenger RNA of Ilex paraguariensis (yerba mate), 1318 nucleotides long. The record is from the annotation of a GenBank genome assembly. Lineage: Eukaryota; Viridiplantae; Streptophyta; Magnoliopsida; Aquifoliales; Aquifoliaceae.
AUGACAACUGGGAUCCGCCUUGCAAUCGUACCAGCGGCCGCCACGUUGCCCCUUCUUACUGGUCUCGACACGACAGGAAAAAGAAGGGUCAUAGAGAGAGAGGAGAUGGAAACUGAGAAUAUAGUAGCACCGUUCGUUGUGAAGAUUUAUCAAAUGGUCAAUGAUCAGACGACGGACAGUCUCAUCAGUUGGGGUAGAGCCAACAAUAGCUUCAUCGUCAUCGACCCAUUAGAUUUCUCACAGAAACUUUUACCAGCUUACUUCAAGCACAACAAUUUCUCUAGCUUUGUUCGUCAGCUCAACACCUAUGGUUUUCGGAAGGUUGAUCCGGAUAGGUGGGAGUUUGCAAGUGAAUGGUUUCUUCGUGGGCAGACCCAUUUACUGAAGAAUAUUGUGAGGAAGAAGCACAGUAAGAACAAUCAUACAAUGCAAAACAAGCUUGAAGAUGAUGAAGAGGAGGAUCGUAUGUUGAUGGAGAUAGAGAGGUUAAAGCAAGAACAGAAAGCUUUGGAACAAGAACUUGAAGGCAUGAACAAGAGGCUUGAGGCAACAGAGAGGAGACCCCAAAAAAUGUUGGCGUUUUUGAGUAAAGUUGCAGAAGACCCCGAAAUUUUACCAAGAAUGAUGCUUCCGAAAGAGAAAACCAGAAGGUUUGGGGAGAAGAAGAGACGUUUGAAUUUGACUAUAUCUUCAUUACCUUCUUCAUCAGUAAUGACGGAAAAAAGUUCCGUGAAGAGUGAAGCGGAAGAAGAAAACACUGCCCUUUAUGGGGCAACGUCUUUUUCAUCGCCGGAGGCUAGUUUUGAUACGGGCAAAUUCUGUCCGUUGUCAUCGUCGCCGGAAACACCGUCCACGGCGUGGUUGAGUGAAGGACAGUUCAUGGGUCGGUAUGGGAUCACCAAAGAACCUUAUGAUUGUGCCACCACUUCUACUUCAUUGUCAUCUGGUUUUUCCGGCGGAAAUGGUUGUUUCGCGGUGGUGUCGCCGCCGGUGGAUAGAGUGGAAGGGUAUGAUAAUAUUAUAAGUGGUGGAGAUUUAGGAAACUUUGGCGGAGUCAUGGCUGGGAUAGAGACCAGUCCACCGCCUUAUCCAUUCUCCCUGCUAGGAGGUGGUUUUUAGUUGUCAAGUCUUUUCUUGAAUUCAACCUGCUUGUAAUGCUUUAUUUUUUCUAUCAAAUGCUUUAUUGUACUCUUCUAUGCGAUUCAGUAUCGUUCUAAUUACUUAUUAGGGUAAAUUGCAUAAAGUCGACUUAAGGUCAAUUGUAUGUCACUCUCCUCAACAACUGCAAGUCAGUAAAAUGAUUACAAGUUGUAAUUAA